AUGCUCCGCUCGUCCACCCCUGUUACCGAUGACACAGAGCAUGUAGAUUCUGGUCCGCAGCGUCCUUCACGCCUACAGCGUGCUCGCACAUCGCUUCACAACUUCAAUACUCGACAUUCCCCUUUCUCACGCCCCACGCAACUCUCUCGCUCACGGACAGACGACUUUGGAUACGCAUACCCGCAUGUUGAACUCAACUUUGACAACUUUGAGCUCAACUUGGAUCUUGCUACCUCGGAUCCCGCGCCGCACACUCCAUCGUCCCGUUCGAGUUUCCGUCUCCCCACUUCUCUUUCUGAACGUCUUUCCGCGCUGCGAUCUGACAGACCGACAAGAACUCCUCUCUUGACCCCAAGACUAUCUCCUGCCGACUCACCUGAACCUCGAGCUGCACCAGAAUCGGAGCCACUACAAGCUUGGACUCCUGCUGCAGCACAAGAGCCGUCUUUAUUGAGCGGCACAAGGCCUAGAACAGAAGGAGACGGGCAGCUAAGAGGGGGAGAAGACAAUACAGCCCUGAUUUCUCGCAUCCUGUCGGUAGCCGCUGCGACAACGGCUGCCACUCUGCUUGACGGUGAUCAGGAGGCCAUUGCAGAGGCUCACAGCGUGAGUGGCGAUGGCACUUUUAGCAACUUCCUUCAAUCAUUGGAAAGCGGGAGACUGGCAUCGGCCCUCAGACAGGGCGGGCAAGGCGGACAGACGUCGGCCAACGCCCCGCUCAACUUCUUUCGAAUGUUCCGCUUCGGCUCGGGAACAGGCAGGGAUGCUUCAACGGACGCUAAUGCUUCACCAUCAACCCAGGCUGGUCCCGAUGGUCGUAUGGUUCCUGUAAUCAUUGUGGGCAUUCGAUCAGUGAACCAGACGAAUGGUAACGGGGCUCAAGAUGCCGCCAUGCCGCCCUUCCUUGAUGCCUUGUCAGCUUUGCCCAGAUCGCCCUUCAAUGGUGAGAGUGAUAGUAUUGACCACAUUCUGGAUCCGACACCUACGCACCGCUUCAGUCAUCGACGACGGGCUUCUAUGGGUGGCCUCUCCAGUUUCCCUGCUGCAUAUGAUGCCCAGCGCCAUUCAUCUACCCCUGAUCGUACCCGCUCCCGAUCUAUAGCCACUGCUCGCCCACCCUUGAGUCCCACACUGUCUCGAGUCAGUUCCGCUAACUCUGCCACUCGAAUGCCCGAACGUCCUCCGUCCAGCCGCUCAAACUCAAACUAUUCUGACCGCCGUGAGAGCAUCAUUCGUACUACCACCACAACCACAACUCUCGAAACUACUGCCGAGGAUGCCCCACUGCGCCCUCGCCCACAUCGUCCGCGCAGACUUAGCGAGUCAGACUACGGCCAUCGUGGAUAUUCAUCACGCCGCAAUGGCUUCGUCGAGCCUGACAAUGCAGCUGGCGAGAAUACCCGCAGUUGGAUCAUCUACGUCCUUGGCGGCAGUUAUCCGGAAAACCACCCAAUCAUUACUACCCCGAGUCUUUAUACCGACUCGCCUACCUAUGAGGACAUGAUGUUGUUGUCGGCCUUGUUGGGUCCUGCCAAGCCGCCUGUAGCAAGUGAGCAAGAUGUUGCAGAUGCUCCAGGUAUCUUCAGGAUACAAAGCUCUGGCACUACUCUUCUUGCUGUUGCAACUGAAGGAGAGGAGAGCAUCUCUUUGACCUCUGAACAGCGUUGCCUCGUAUGUCUAUGCGAUUUUGAACACGACGAAGAGGCUAGACGUCUUGUCAAAUGCAAUCAUCUGUUCCACAAGGAGUGCAUAGAUCAGUGGCUCACUAAAGGUCGAAAUUCCUGCCCUCUUUGCAGAGGUCAAGGUGUCGAUGAAAAGGAAAAGCCUGCUACGGAUGAUACAGCUACUGCCCCCUCUUCUACGGAAAGUCCCACCCUCGACACUCCUGCCGUGUUCUGA
Aureobasidium pullulans EXF-150 is the source of this 1899-nucleotide messenger RNA. RefSeq lists its product as uncharacterized. The transcript is spliced from 2 exons. The record is from RefSeq and is a predicted model, not a curated record. Lineage: Eukaryota; Fungi; Ascomycota; Dothideomycetes; Dothideales; Saccotheciaceae. The coding region runs from base 1 to 1899 and encodes 632 amino acids.